AAUUGGGCGUAAUCCGAUCCUGCCCUGGUUCUCAGACCGGGCGCGCUUCCGCGCACUCUGCUGCUGGCGGGGGCGCGCAUCACGAAGGGACCUGGCUGACACGGCCGGAGCCGGACUCGCAGCGGGGGUGUCACCGCCAAACCGUCUCCUUCCCAGUGUGGCGGCCAUGCCAGCGUAGGGAGAGCGCAGCAGCCGCCGCCACCCGGCGAUGGAUUCCUGGAGGGACUGCUUUCUGGUCCACUGGGUCUGGCAGCAGCUGGGCUGCGAUCCACCAAAUCAUAGUGAAACGCGGACAGUUUAUGUGGCAAACAGGUUCCCUCAACAUGGCCAUUAUGUUCCUCAAAAAUUUGCAGACAACAGAAUAAUCUCAUCUAAGUACACAGUGUUGAAUUUUGUUCCAAAAAACUUGUUUGAACAAUUCCGAAGAAUAGCCAAUUUUUAUUUUCUCAUCAUCUUUCUUGUUCAGCUUAUGAUCGAUACUCCAACAAGUCCUGUAACAAGCGGACUUCCGUUAUUUUUUGUUAUUACUGUAACAGCUAUCAAACAGGGCUAUGAAGAUUGGCUGCGUCACAAAGCAGACAAUGAAGUCAAUGGAGCUCCAGUUUAUGUGGUCAGAAGUGGAGGCCUUGUUAAGACUAGAUCGAAAAAUAUCAGGGUAGGUGAUAUUGUCAGAGUAGCCAAGGAUGAGACUUUCCCUGCCGAUCUGGUGCUUCUCUCGUCAGACAGAGUGAAUGGCUCAUGUCAUGUGACUACCGCAAGUCUGGAUGGGGAAACAAAUCUCAAAACGCACUUUGCAGCCCCAGAAACAGCAGUAUUACAGUCUGUUACAAACCUGGACUCAUUAAUCGCAGUCAUCGAAUGUCAGCAGCCAGAAGCAGACCUUUACAGGUUCGUUGGAAGAAUAACCUUGCAGGAGCACUCGGAAGAUAUUGUGAGGCCUCUUGGACCAGAAAAUUUGUUGCUUCGUGGAGCAAGGCUGAAAAACACAAAGGAAAUUUUUGGAGUGGCCGUAUACACGGGGAUGGAGGCAAAAAUGGCAUUAAAUUACAAGAGUAAAUCACAAAAACGUUCUGCUGUGGAAAAGUCCAUGAACACAUUCCUGCUUGUAUAUUUGAUCAUUCUUCUGUUUGAGGCAAUUCUUAGUACAAUUUUAAAGUAUGCAUGGCAAGCUGAAGGAAAAUGGGAUGAGCCAUGGUACAACCAGAAAACUGAACAUGACAGAAAUAGUAGUAAGAUUUUGAAAUUCAUUUCUGAUUUUCUGGCAUUCUUGGUCCUUUAUAAUUUUAUCAUCCCUAUUUCGCUUUAUGUGACUGUGGAGAUGCAAAAAUUCCUUGGUUCAUUUUUUAUUGGUUGGGACCUUGAUCUAUAUCAUGAGGAAAGCAAUCAAAGAGCACAGGUCAACACAUCUGACCUAAAUGAAGAGCUUGGUCAGGUAGAGUAUGUAUUUACAGACAAAACGGGUACACUGACUGAAAAUGAGAUGCAGUUUAGAGAAUGUUCGGUAAAUGGCAUUAAAUAUCAAGAGAUCAAUGGAAAACUUGUGCCAGAAGGAGUGACUAUUGAUUUCCCUGAUGGCUCCCCUACAAGCUUGACUGUGGAAGAAGAGAUUUUCUUCAAAGCUGUUUCCCUGUGCCACACAGUACAAAUAAGUUAUGAUCAACCAGAUGGCUUUGGUGAUGGUCUCCUAUAUUCAAAUGGGAUAUCCAGUCAGUUGGAAUACUAUGCAUCCUCACCUGAUGAAAAAGCCUUAGUUGAAGCCUCCAGAAGAAUGGGUGUUGCGUUUGCUGGAAUCAAUGGAGAAAUUAUGGAACUUAAAAUACUUGGAAAAAUGGAGAGGUACAAAUUGCUUCAUGUUCUGGAGUUUGAUGCAAAUCGUCGUCGGAUGAGCGUCAUUGUACAGAGUCCUUCUGGCGACAAGAUACUUUUCACCAAAGGAGCAGAUUCUGCUAUACUUCCAAAUGCCAAAAGUGGAGAAAUAGAUAGAACGAGGCUACACGUGGAUGAAUUUGCCAUGAAAGGGCUACGGACAUUGUGUAUGGCCUAUAGGCGGUUCACAGCAGAAGAGUACCAAGAAAUUGAUCAGCGACUGCAUGAAGCCCGGACUGCAUUACAACACAGGGAAGAGCGUCUGGCUGAUGCAUUCGAUAUCAUUGAGAGAGAGCUGGAGCUGCUGGGAGCAACUGCCGUUGAGGACAAACUUCAGGACAAGGUCCAGGAAACGAUUGAGGCACUCCGGGUAGCUGGAAUAAAAGUCUGGGUACUUACAGGAGACAAACACGAGACCGCUGUCAGUGUCAGCUUAUCUUGUGGACAUUUUCACAGAACUAUGAAUAUUCUUGAACUUGUACAACAAAAGUCAGACCAUGAAUGUGCUGAGCAGUUAAUGCAGCUUGCUAGACGGCUGCAAGAUGACCAUGUGAUUCAGCAUGGGCUGGUUGUGGAUGGAGCCAGCCUUUCUCUUGCUCUCAGGGGACAUGAAAAGCUUUUCAUGGAUGUCUGUAAAAGCUGCUCAGCCGUGCUGUGUUGUCGAAUGGCACCAUUACAAAAGGCAAAGGUGGUGAGGUUAAUAAAAAUUUCUCCUGAGAAACCCAUCACGCUUGCCAUUGGCGACGGGGCAAAUGAUGUAAGCAUGAUACAAGAAGCUCAUGUAGGCAUAGGAAUCAUGGGAAAAGAAGGGAGACAAGCUGUGCGGAACAGCGACUAUGCAAUUGCGAGGUUUAAAUUCCUCUCAAAACUGCUUUUGGUGCAUGGUCACUAUUACUACAUUAGAAUAGCUACUCUUGUACAGUACUUUUUUUAUAAGAAUGUGUGUUUUAUCACACCACAAUUUUUGUAUCAAUUCAUUUGUUUAUUUUCACAACAGACACUGUAUGACAGUGUGUACCUGACUUUGUACAAUAUUUGUUUCACUUCCUUGCCUGUCCUGAUGUACAGUCUGUUUGAGCAACAUGUGCAUCCACACAUGUUACACACCAAACCUAGUCUCUAUAGAGACAUUAGUAAAAAUGCAUUACUUGGUUUUAAGCCAUUUCUUUACUGGACCCUUCUGGGCUUUAGUCACGCCUUUAUCUUCUUUUUUGGAUCAUAUUAUUUAAUGGGUGAAGAUACAUCUCUUCUUGGAAAUGGGCAGAUGUUUGGGAACUGGACGUUUGGGACGCUUGUGUUUACUGUUCUGGUUUUAACAGUUACGUUGAAGAUGGCUCUUGAAACACAGUUCUGGACGUGGAUACAUCACUUUGUUACCUGGGGUUCCAUUGCAUUUUAUUUUAUAUUUUCACUGUUUUAUGGUGGAAUCAUCUGGCCGUUUUUGCAUACACAGGACAUGUACUUUGUGUUUGUGCAGCUGCUUUCCAGUGGAUCUGCAUGGUUUGCUGUUAUCAUCAUCAUCACAACUUGUCUUUUUCUUGAUGUCAUGAAGAAAGUGGUAUACAGACACCUAUAUCCUACAAAUACAGAGAAGGCACAGCUUACUGAGACAGGAUCAGGUAUCAGCUGCUUGGACUCAAUGUGCUGCUACACAGGCGGGGAGACAGCAUGCGUGUCUGCUAGAAGACUGUUGGAACGAGUGAUGGGGCGAUGCACUGCGCCACGGGUCACCAGGUGUGAAACCUCUCUAAAUAGCCUUUGCUGCCAACGGGUCUCCUAUAAACUGGAAAAUGAUGAACCUGCAGCUUUAAAUGAAUAGGGGCAAUCUAUCUCUUUCUCUCUGUAAUACACAUAUUGCUCUUAGGUAUUCAGAGCAAGGAGCAAUGUGUUCAUGAACUUUUCUUAAGCUUAAUUUCCAAUGUUGUCUGUACAUUUUUAUAUAAUGCUUCUAUGUUAUAUGUGUCUUUGAAUUGUCUGGCUUUUUUUGGGGAGGGGAGCUUGGAUCUUGGCUGCAUAUUUCAAUAUCUGGUGGCAUUUCCCUGUAUGGUCAUUUUGUUUCCUGGGAUUUUAAUUUGACAUUUGGGGUUUUGGUUCUUACGUGGAUACACACAAGGUUUUUCUUGAGAGGGGAGAGAGUUGCGGGUUCAGUAUGGAAAGUGUCCCAAAAUAAAAUCUGUUUGUACAGUAAAAGGACACUAAUCAGUAGUAUAUAAAAUAAAGUAGAUCUGUUAAUUGAAAUCUCAAGAGCAGCUGACUUUAUCUGAAGAACCUUUUGUGUAUCAGCCUUCUUCGUACAGUCAAUAUCCCAUGCAUUGCUCAAACUUGCAAAUAAUACUGAUGAUUGUGAUUAAUCAUUUGUUUCUUUUUUUUUUCUGUAAAUGUGAUAUUCACAUAAGAAAAAAAAAAGAAACCCAGAUUGUAAAAGUCAGUUGGGUUAUGUCAUGCUUCUUCUGUUCAAUAUUGAAGGCAUAUAAUGCACAUUGCACAGUAUUGCUGCUCUAAUUCGCAUUGAAUAUUUCUCAGCAAGUGUUGUUAUAAAGUGUAGCCCUAUACGCUGCAGAUUAAACCAUUUUUCUGCUGAACCAGUGUUCAUGAGAAUGCAGGUAAUCCACUAGGGGGUGGUGUUUGGUUCAACCCACAAUACCGCCAUUGUGUGUAAGAGGCUUUUAUCCCAGGCUCCAUUUAUUUUAUGUUAAUGUAUGUUUCCAAUGGACAAUAUGCAAACAGUUUUUAUAUUUAGAGCAUAAAUGGUAAGGUAUAAAAUGCUUUUUUUUUAUUUUAAAUGACUGUGUGUGUAACUCAGAGCUUCAACAAGAGUAAAUAUUUAUAACAGUUAUAAACAAAUUGUAUUUUUUUUAGCAUUCUUUCCCGAUGAUCCCCAUUUUCAUAAAUAAACUCAUCUUUACAAAAUCACAAAUGCUGUUUUGUUUAGCCAAAUGGAAAAGCUGCUUCUGACAAUGUUUGGGUUGUUUUUUCAAUCUUUCGCCUAUGUGCAUGUUAAUCUCCUCUGUACUUUAAUCGGGGUUUCUCAAUAAAAUCUAAAUCUUGCCUUUUCUAUGACCUAUGUAGCUUGAAGUAUUGAACCUACAGAGUUGUUAUUUUCACCCCUGCACAUUCUCCAGUGAUGGUGCCUUGUGUUUGGCUUGUGUUACCAGUUUCCAUAAAUGUAGAUUUUAUUAAACAUCACUUACACCCAGUGGAGGAAAAUCCU
Pseudophryne corroboree (corroboree frog) is the source of this 5077-nucleotide messenger RNA. RefSeq names its product ATPase phospholipid transporting 11B (putative) (gene ATP11B). Gene Ontology annotation, cellular component: recycling endosome; plasma membrane; endoplasmic reticulum. Gene Ontology annotation, biological process: phospholipid translocation. NCBI's taxonomy places the organism in Eukaryota, Metazoa, Chordata, Amphibia, Anura, Myobatrachidae. The record is from RefSeq and is a predicted model, not a curated record. The transcript is spliced from 29 exons. Gene Ontology annotation, molecular function: ATP binding; ATPase-coupled intramembrane lipid carrier activity; ATP hydrolysis activity. Bases 209 to 3685 code for a protein of 1158 amino acids.